Cucurbita moschata (crookneck pumpkin) is the source of this 761-nucleotide messenger RNA. Its product is annotated as oligosaccharyltransferase complex subunit ostc-like. Lineage: Eukaryota; Viridiplantae; Streptophyta; Magnoliopsida; Cucurbitales; Cucurbitaceae. Gene Ontology annotation, cellular component: oligosaccharyltransferase complex. The coding region runs from base 101 to 631 and encodes 176 amino acids. The record is from RefSeq and is a predicted model, not a curated record. The transcript has a single exon.
UACACAAUCUUGCACCUUUGCGAUUGAAGAGAUAGAUCCCAUCUCACAAUUCGUCAAAUUUCACAUCGGGAGGAUCUUCGAAUUCGUUCCAGCCGGAAAAAUGCCUCCCAAAUCGGAAUCCUCCAGUCAGAUCACUUCCGCCGCCGCAUCGGCAGAUGCUUCGUUCUCCUCCAUCGACCCCAUUUUCCACAUCCUUCGUAUUCUCCCCUUUUCUUUCCUCCGUCCGCCGCGCCUCCGUCUCAAGCUUCCGACCUUGACCCUCCCCUCUCCGAUGACCGUCUACGCCCUCGUCCUUCUCACUUACUUCAUGGUCAUCUCUGGCUUCGUUUACGAUGUCAUCGUUGAGCCUCCUGGCAUCGGAUCCACCCAGGACCCGACGACUGGAUCCGUCCGACCCGUGGUUUUUCUUCCUGGUCGCGUCAAUGGGCAGUACAUCAUCGAGGGACUCUCUUCUGGGUUCAUGUUCGUACUGGGUGGACUCGGAAUUGUGCUCAUGGACCUUGCUCUUGAUCGGAAUCGCGCCAAAAGCGUCAAGGUUUCGUAUGCGUCUGCUGGGAUUUCUUCUGUUGUUAUUGCGUAUGUUAUGAGUAUGCUGUUCAUUCGUAUUAAGAUCCCCGCAUACCUUCGUUGAUAUAUGGUAGAGAAAUUUAGGAUCUACUUUAACCUAGUUUGAAUUCCCUUUUGUCUCGAGGAAUGGAGGAACCUAUGCGAUGUUACACAUUUUGACAUUGUUAAUGAACUACUAGGCUGCUUUUGUUAUA